This is a messenger RNA of Closterium sp. Naga37s-1, 643 nucleotides long. Lineage: Eukaryota; Viridiplantae; Streptophyta; Zygnematophyceae; Desmidiales; Closteriaceae. The record is from the annotation of a GenBank genome assembly.
AUGGUGCAAGGCACUUGCACUGAUACAUGCAUAGUCAAGAACUGUGGUCCUAAUGCUACUUGCAACAAGGACACUCGAGGCGUUGCAUAUUGUGUUUGCAAGACGGGCUUCGUGAUGGUAUCUGGCAAUUGCGUUGACACGUGCUCUCUCAGGACUUGUCCGAGAUAUACUUCUUGUAGUAGGACCUCCAGUGGUGCGCCAACAUGUUUGUGCAACGAUGCAUACCAGACGACUUCAACAGGCUUAUGCAUUGGUUCAGGCACGUGCUCGAACUGCACAUGCAACAACUUGGUUCCGUACACCAAUGCUCCGUACUGCACCUGCCCUUCUGGAUACAGCUUGACCACUGCUGGCUGCGUCCUAGGCACCGGCAUCGACACCUUGUCUUUCACCAGCAUCGCUUUCUACAACCAGACCAACUAUGGCUCCACUCCCUACAUCCUUCGCCUCCUUCUUGGCGCAUGCACCAGCCUCCCUCCCACAAUGUCCACCAACUUUCAGUCGCAAUAUUUUGUGGAAAUGGCUCCUGGAGGGGCUAUAGCUUGCCGCCAAGUUUGGAUGUACGAAAUGGCUAACUGCGCUGGGAGAAAUCCCGGUGGUACAGCCCGCCUCUUCAAGGCAGCGUCGCUGCCUUCGGCACUCC